This is a messenger RNA of Trichobilharzia regenti, 1830 nucleotides long. The record is from the annotation of a GenBank genome assembly. Lineage: Eukaryota; Metazoa; Platyhelminthes; Trematoda; Strigeidida; Schistosomatidae.
AUGUCUAGAUUUUGUCAGCAUCGCCUCAAUCUUCAAGGUAUCACGAAAAACCAUUUUAUUGGUCACGACAUAUUGAAUAUAUUUAGGGCGGUCUACUUAAUUCCUGAGGUUAUUGCGCUAAUACGAAAACUUAAUUCAGCAGAAAACUGUGUAAAUUAUGAGUUACCGUUAUCUACCACUAGAGGAAUUGAAAUUCUACGAGAUCCACGGACAAAUAAAGGUUCGUCAUACAGCUUACAUGAACGUCAACUCCUCGGGAUACACGGACUUCUACCGCCUAGUUGUCAAGGUCAAGAUGUAGAAGAACAACGAAUUAUUUCAAACCUUUAUCAGCUAGAUGAUCACUUGAGUCGUUAUAUGAUGCUUAUGUCAUUACAGGAUCGUAAUGAAAAGUUAUUCUACAAAACUGUUCGAACUCACUUAGAAUAUUGUCUCCCGCUUAUCUAUACGCCUACUGUAGGCUCAGCUUGUUUGAAUUUCGGUUUUGUUUUUCGGCGACCACGAGGUCUUUAUGUAACUAUUCGAGAUCGGGGACAUAUAUUUGCUUUGUUAAACAAUUGGCCGGUUGACACGAUUAAGGCAGUGAUUAUGACUGAUGGUGAACGUAUAUUAGGCUUUGGUGAUUUAGGCGCUAAUGGAAUGGCUAUCCCCCUGAGCAAGGCUAUUCUUUAUGUGGCCUUAGGCGGUGUACAACCACUUCAUUGCUUGCCUAUAAUGUUGGAUGUUGGCACGAAUAAUGAAAAACUUUUGGAGGAUGAAUUUUAUGUUGGUCUACGAAGAAAACGUGCAACUGGCGAAGAGUAUAUUUCGUUUAUGGAUGAAGUGGUUGAAGCAUUAUCUACACACUAUGGACCAAAUGUUUGUCUGCAUUUCGCUGACUUUAAAACUUCAAACGCUUUCCAACUUUUAGAACGAUAUCGUUCUAAUUAUAUAACAUUCAAUGAUGAUAUACAAGGUUCUGCUGUGACUGUUGUCUCUGGUCUGAUAACUUCCACAAGAAAGACAGGAAAACGAUUAUCACAGAACGUCUAUCUAUUCUAUGGAAGUGGUGGGGCUGCAAUUGGUGUAGCACGAUUGUUAGUUCAAGCAAUCAUGGAAGAGGGUCUUUCCGAAGCUGAAGCUAAAUCACGUAUUUAUAUGAUGGAUUCACAUGGUUUAGUGGUUACAAGUCGUCCUCAAAAUGAACUUACUGGACCGAAAUCAGAAUUUGCUCAUUCUGAUUGCCCUCAGGUCGAUUCAUUACUGGAGGCUGUUCGAUCAAUCCGACCGUCUAUUCUGAUUGGAGCUUCCGCAAAACCGGGUGCAUUCACUCGUGAUGUCCUGCGUGAAAUGGCUACAGUUAACAAAAUUCCUGUGAUCUUCGUUCUGAGUAAUCCCUCAAAUUUAGCCGAAUGCAGUGCUCAGCUGGCUUACAAAGCUACUGAAUGGAGGUGCAUUUAUGUUAGUGGUUCGCCGUCUGAUCCAGUUCAAGCACCAGAUGGUCGUUUAUUGGUUCCUAGUCAAGGGAAUAAUUGCUAUGUUUUCCCAGGUUUAGUUAAUGCCCUGUCAUUGGCUAUGAUACGUCCACUUACUGAUAAACUUUUGCUUACAGCAGCUAAGAAAUUGUCUGAAUUGGUUACAAACGAGGAUUUAAGCAAAGGCAGUGUCUAUCCAUCAAUUGCCAGUCUGGCUAAAGUAUCAAAAGAAAUCUCUUAUGCUGUUAUGGAACAAGCUUUCAAGGAUAAAAUAGCCUAUUAUUCACCAGAACCACAGAACAAAGUAGAAUUCAUUGAAUCACAUUAUUACGAUCAUAGAUAUAUUGAUUUUACACCUGAUCAGUAUGUUUGGUAA